Molecule: messenger RNA, 1065 nt
Organism: Nerophis lumbriciformis (worm pipefish)
Lineage: Eukaryota; Metazoa; Chordata; Actinopteri; Syngnathiformes; Syngnathidae
Source: RefSeq, a predicted model, not a curated record
AUGGUGGUGAUAUCAGCGACAGCGAGCGGUGGCGCCCACAAACUGAUUUUGAUCGCUGGGAAGCAGAGCAACGAAGGCGGCUGCUGCUUCGGCCGCCCCGUCUCGGACACCGAGUCGAGCGGCUCCUCGGCGGGGCCGACCGUGCGUAAAAGGCAGCGGCUCACGCACUUGAGCCCCGAGGAGAAAGCGUUAAGAAGGAAACUCAAGAACAGAGUUGCGGCCCAAACUGCCAGGGACAGGAAAAAAGCCAAAAUGGGUGAACUAGAACAGCAGGUCCUAGAGUUGGAAUUGGAGAACCAAAAACUUCAUAUUGAGAAUAGACUUCUUCGGGAAAAAAAUGGCGGCCUGCUUACUGAAAAUGACGAACUGAAGCACAGACUCGGAUUGUGCGCCCUGGACACCGAGGAGAAGGUGCGACCGGAAGGCCUGGGAGGAGCGAACGCUACGUGUGCCUCUGCAGCAGGUACAGACCCAGCAGUUCCGAAACCUGAAGACUUCUCAAUGGAUUCGGAUUAUCCUGACGCUGCAGACAAUGAGUCUGAUCUACUCCUGGGUAUGCUGGACAUCCUGGACCCAGAGCUUUUAUUCACAUCCUGUGAGCAGCUCCAGGUGGACCCGGUACCUGCCGCCGCACCUGCGUCUAUGGGGGCGCCAUCAAUCAAGCUGGAGGCCCUUAAUGGACUGAUCCAGUUGGAUCACGUUUACACCAAACCGGCAGAGGAUAACUGCCAAGAAAAUGAUCACGAAGACGACGAUGACGACGACGACGGCACGACCGCUUCCUACCCGGUCGCCGACGACUCGGCGGAGGAUGACGCCUCCGUCAAAGACGAGCCGGAGGAAUUGGUCAUCUCCGGACAGAUGGAUGAAUUCCUUUGCGCGGCUGCCGUGGCCAUCUCCGCCGCCGCCUCCUCGCGGCGGGAGGCCUGCCCGGCGGACACCUACAGCGACUCCGGAUACGAGGGCUCCCCGUCCCCCUUCAGCGACGUACCCUCCCCGCUGUGCUCGGCGAGCCCGUGGGACAACAUGACCAGUGAACUCUUCCCCCAGCUAAUUAGCUUCUAG